Messenger RNA from Stegostoma tigrinum, 686 nucleotides. RefSeq names its product progonadoliberin-1-like. Gene Ontology annotation, biological process: multicellular organism development. Gene Ontology annotation, cellular component: extracellular region. Bases 103 to 552 code for a protein of 149 amino acids. The record is from RefSeq and is a predicted model, not a curated record. NCBI's taxonomy places the organism in Eukaryota, Metazoa, Chordata, Chondrichthyes, Orectolobiformes, Stegostomatidae. Gene Ontology annotation, molecular function: hormone activity. The transcript is spliced from 4 exons.
GUUCACAAUUAAAACCUCCUGAGUCAACCUAAAGCUGCCGUUCCAAGCUGGGCACUUUGGGGAAGUGAGUCACCCGCACUGAGAAUGGAUUAGUGAUCAGAAAUGUUGUCCGUUUUUCCAACAAUUGCUGACCAAUUUGCAGAGGGGAUUAUGGAUUUCAGUGUAAUCCUUUGGAGGGUCCCUACUGCGUUCUUAAUGGCUGUGUUCUAUAUAAGCAGCCCCAUCGGUUCUGAAGUCAGGACUAGGUUUCUGUCUCCUCGUUUCGCAUCUGCAAGUUUCUUUGGCAGGUCCACUUGCUUCCUCACAAUGCCAUCUGCAAUGAAGCCUCUCAUUUACCUCCUGCUGGCCUCUGCCAUUUUGGUGAAUCUAUCGUUGGCACAACACUGGUCCUUUGAUCUGCGUCCCGGUGGGAAGCGAGCGGCCGGUGACACUGUCGUUGGUGCCUUCCAGGAUGCUCCCCGCGAUGCUACCAACAAAAUGACUGAAGUUUUCUCCCUGGACUGCCCUGGCUGUCUCCCGGCAAAACGUAAACUGAGGAAGAACAAACUGUGAUGUGGAACCACACGAAGGCUUUAGCCCUUCGACGGGGCAGAGCCUGGGCUUUCAGCUCUUGUUGAGAAAACCAGCAUUUCCUAUGGUGUUACUGAUCAAAGGAAAUAAAGGAUUUUAACUCGUGACGAUUUUAA